ACCAACUCGUCCCACGCCUUCCGCAACAGGUGGUGACAUUGGUCGAAGACGUACUGCUUCAUCCACCUAAAGACGGUAAAUACGAAGCAAUGAAGCAGUUGAUCCUAAAGGAGUCGCAACCCAGCGCUCGUGCUCGAUUGGAGCAACUCUUUCAUAGCACUAAGCUAGGCGAUCGCAAGCCUUCGGUUUUGCUCCGCGAUAUUCAGCAGAUUGCUGGCCCUUCGUACAUGAGUGAAGAAGCAUUAAAAGAACUGUGGCUCUCACGCUUACCUGAUCCUCUUCCUUUAAUGCUCGUAGCAUAUCCAAAUAGAUCACUCAAAGAGUUGGCAAUAACCGCGGACGCAGCCUUUGAGAGAAUCCCUCAAAACAUGAAGGCAUCCAGCAGCAUUUUCGUCACAUUAGCGGAUAAAGACUUGAAUGCAAAAGCGCCCGCGCAAGCAGACCCCAGAGACGAAGAGAUAGCCGCGCUUCGCCGUGAAUUAGCAACCGUGCAGUUAGAAAGACAAGGCUUGCUAAGACCGCACGCUGACCACGAAAUUGCCGCCGUUCGUCACGGUGCCUAUCAGCCCCGACCCCCACCGUACAGAUCCAGGUCACCGCGCAGACGCAGUCCAUCACCCCCUCGCAGCCGAACCCGAAGUGCCAAUUUAAUGGAUGAUUUGUGUUGGUAUCAUCGCCAGUAUGGUGAUAACGCUCGACGUUGCCGUUCACCCUGCGCCAAGCGUGGUGUAGUGGCACAGGGAAACUAGUUCGCCGGCACGUGAAUGCGGCCCACGCGUCCGGCAGCGACAAAACAGGCCGUCUGUUUUACGUCAAGGAUAGGCGCUCCCGCCUCACUUUCCUUAUCGACACAGGAGCCGAAGUGAGCGUUAUCCCUGCCAGCGCGCAUGACAAGCAUACAAAGCCCACGUACAAUUUACGGGCAGCCAACGGCUCGCCGAUAGCUUCAUACGGUCAGCGCAUGAUGAACCUAGAUUUAAAUCUCCGCAGAGACUUUCACUGGGUUUUCACGGUUGCGUCAGUACCUUUCGCAAUUAUCGGCAUCGAUUUUCUUCGCCAUUUCGGAUUGCUUGUCGACGCGGGUCGCAACAGAAUUUUAGAUGAUCAUACGAAACUAAGGGUUGAUGGUGUCCUUUCAGAUGCCCCGAUAAUCAGCCCUGUAUUUCGGAUCGCAGACGCACCGUCCGACUACUUGAGCCUCCUCUCCGAACACCCGCGACUGGUUCGACCGGCUGCAGAGCUUCCACCAGUCACGACAGAGGUCGCUCACCACAUAGUUACGCGCGGUCAACCAGUUAACGCACGACCAAGACGGCUUGCUCCAGACAAACUACGGGCAGCACGAGCCGAAUUUGACCACAUGCUUCAACUUGGUAUCGUCAGACCGUCCAACAGCCCAUGGGCGUCGCCUCUGCACAUGGUCCCGAAGAAGGUCAUGGGGGACUGGCGUCCUUGCGGCGACUACCGAUCCUUGAAUACGGUGACCACGCCCGAUCGCUAUCCGAUCCCACACAUAGUGGAUCUCACCGCCAGUCUGGCGGGUAAAAGUAUCUUC
Molecule: messenger RNA, 1555 nt
Organism: Dicrocoelium dendriticum
Lineage: Eukaryota; Metazoa; Platyhelminthes; Trematoda; Plagiorchiida; Dicrocoeliidae
Source: the annotation of a GenBank genome assembly